AUGCAAGCACUGAAAUCACCUCCGUUCAUUGCCUGCAGUGCACAACCAUCAAAAAUUAACAAUUUUCUCACUCACAUACAACAAUAUUGCAAUCAAAGAGGGUACAAUUCACUUGUACAGUGCCUAUUGCGAAGGGAUUGUAUAUUUGCCAUCACCAAUGAUUAUCGUUUGCAUAUUAGCAAGUUGUCGAGUGAUCAGAAUGAAGGAUUUGAUUUAUUAACAAGUUCUGGAUUGGAUCAGAGUAUUGGAGUGAAGAGGGUUUAUUAUGUGGCUGCGUCGUAUACUCAUUGUAUGAUAUUGGUGGAUGAAAUUAUUGAUCGUAAUGAUGAUGAUCAAGAUAUUUCGGAAUUAAAAUACCAAGUCAAGGAAUGCGUGCUACAUGCGUAUCUGUUGCCAUUUAAUAGUUCAUUUAAAGAAAAUGAGUUUAUAACAUACAUGACAUGUGCUUCUUCUUCAUCUGUUUUUCUAACCAAUUAUGGAAGAAUAUUUGUACUAGGUUCGAAUGGUUUUGGUGAAUGUGGAUUUCCACGAUAUCAAGAUGUUUCAAGCAUUUCAUUAUGUCCAUAUUUUGAAAGUAAUCCUGAUUUGUUUAUUUGUAAGGUUGCUUGUGGAGACCACACUAUUGUUGCACUCGAUAGGAGUGGUCUAAUUCAUUGUACUGGUUAUAAUUACUAUGGAGAGUUGGCUAUUGGAAAGAUUUGUGAUUCUAUAGAUGCUUUCCAACCAUCUACAGAGCUUAACAAGUACUUGGUGUCAGAUCCUGCCAUUGAUAUUUCAUGUCGUUACUACGGUGUAAUUGUACUUACAAAGAGUGGUAAGGUUUACACAACUGGUAAUGGACCUCUCAAAAUAGACACUCUUGAUUUACAAGAACGAACAUUUGGUAGGGUGUUGAAUAUUGGAGCAAAUAAUUCAUCCUUCUUAUGUUGUGUUGGACAGGGGAAUGAUUUAUUAAUUCAAAUAUUUGAAUCUCAAUACGAUUACGCUUUUAGUGAUGAAGAAGUUGCUGAAUCCAAAACAGCACAAUCCCUUCUAAUCGAGAAUGGUGGAAGUCUCUUGAAUUCAAGUGAGAGAGUAGUAUUGGUUGGUUCAGAAGUUAGUGUCAAAGGUGCAGCUCUUUUGUGCUAUAUUCAGUCUUGCCAUACUGAAUCUGUUUUACAGAAUAACUUGAGGAAACAUUUAUAUGAAUAUAUUACUAAUAACAAUACUAAGGUUAAGGUGAAUUAUAAGGCUACUGUUUUGGAAGAAAAGUUACAACCAUCAAGGAAACACUACAAUAUUGGAAACUUUUUUCUUUAUGGUCAAUCCAAACCUUGA
Molecule: messenger RNA, 1317 nt
Organism: Naegleria gruberi
Lineage: Eukaryota; Heterolobosea; Eutetramitea; Acrasida; Naegleriidae
Exons: 5
Coding region: 1-1317 (438 amino acids)
Source: RefSeq, a predicted model, not a curated record